AUGAAACAAAGUUUAAGAGCUAAAGAAAUUCAUUUUUAUGUUAGCCUGAUUAUUAAGAUGAUGAUAUAAAUCUACCAUGUCUAACAAUAUGUUGUAGAUUAUAUCAUCGUUGAUGAAGAAGAUUGUGAUGAUGGUAAUCAUGAUUCAUUUGAUAGAUUUCAUUAAUGUUAAUUUACAUGUUAAGAUGAAUGUUGAAUUUGUUUCAGAGGUAAACAUUAUCAAUGCAAAGAAACUUAUUAAUUAAUUGAGGCAAUUCACACAUGCAUAUCAAUUUUUGGUGAUUUAGUAGUAAUUAAAAAUGAAUAAGGAGGCGAUGAUAAUGAUAAUAAAUUUUGAUGGAUCUCAUCUUUUUUAAUUCUUAUGUUACAUCCAUUUUAGUUUAGGGAUUUCUUAUAAAAUGAAAAAAAUUUAUGGUAUUUAACAGGUACUAAAUGAGUAUUGAAUGUGUAAAUGGAAUAGUUGCUAAAGGAUGAUUCAAAUUAAUAUCCUUUAGAUUUGUUCAAUUUAUGAGAAUGAUCAAAAUAUUAUUUACUAUGUUAAAAUGAAGAAUGCUUUCAAUGUGAGAAAUGAUUCUAAUAUGAUUAAUAAAGUAAACAAUGCAUUCCAAUUUUUGGCAACAAUAUAAUUGUAGGGAAUGAAUAAUUUGAAGAUUAGAUGA
Messenger RNA from Paramecium pentaurelia, 658 nucleotides. Lineage: Eukaryota; Ciliophora; Oligohymenophorea; Peniculida; Parameciidae. The record is from the annotation of a GenBank genome assembly.